GGUUUCCCAUUAAUCGGAUCCUCUAAAGACCCUUAUGGCAUGUGAAGUUAGGGCAGAUUGCGUCGGCGCUGAUACUUUUCAGUAGACAUGCUGCAAGCGAGAGCGCUUACGAUGCGAACAUAAACACAAGCUCGCUCGCAGCAACCCUGCCCUGCUGCGGCACCGCGCGCAACUGGGUCAGUGGGCCGCCCCCCGCGCCCCUCCCCGCCCGCCUGGUGGCGCAACCGCGCGAACGCGCACUAACAUAGACCUGGAUCGCGGGAAAGUGGGUCACCGACUCACUUUCACUUAUUACAUGGGCUCCUAAUCGUUUUCCAUUGUGCGAGCGGGCGGGGGCUCGCGGGUAGCGGCGGGGCGCGCAUGCGGGAGGCGCCGGCACGCGCGACGUUGUCGCCGGCUGCCAGUCGAUCGCGGGACGUCCACAGAGUGGUACGCGUGUCGCCGUCAGUACCACUUGCGACGAUCGUAAUUGAGCGCGCGCCUUCAAACUUACGAACGGUUACCACGCACACCGGCGCCGAUAGGACUUUUGACCACACUCGCUUAGGACAACAUGUGCUGGAUUAACGUGCCUCUUCCUGUAGUGUUCGAACAGGUGCAGCCCGCAAACGGCAGAUAGUGUUGCGGCUAGACCGCUAGUGAACUCGGUGACUGUGUAAACGUUGUUGCGGUUGAACGCCGGUAGGAUUUGCAAUAAACAGCCGCUACGUGCGGCCGAGUAUGACGAUGGACCAGCAGACAGGCCUCAUGUCCCUCAACAUGUCCCCGUUCGAUCUGAGCCCGGGACCCGAAGGCUCGGGUUCGGGCGGCGGGCCCUCGGGAACUUCCCAACAGUAUGUGCCACAAGGCGCCGCCUACCAGUGCGGGCCGGAGCAGCAGUCUUUCGGCUACGCCAAUUUGGAUCCUUCUUAUCUAUUUCCCACAGGCGCCGGCGGCGAGGCUGGUGCCUACCUCCCGGCGACCGGCGCGGUGUGCGACCAGACCGACACCAAGGAUGUCAUCGAAGAACUGUGUCCCGUGUGCGGAGACAAAGUCAGUGGAUACCACUAUGGCCUGCUCACAUGCGAGUCAUGUAAAGGAUUUUUCAAGCGGACCGUACAAAAUAAGAAGGUGUACACAUGCGUCGCAGAACGAGCAUGUCAUAUAGACAAGACACAGAGGAAACGCUGUCCCUUUUGCCGAUUUCAGAAGUGUCUGGAUGUCGGCAUGAAGCUUGAAGCUGUUCGAGCAGACCGUAUGCGGGGAGGGCGAAACAAAUUUGGCCCUAUGUACAAACGAGACCGCGCUCGCAAGCUUCAAAUGAUGCGACAGAGGCAGAUAGCUGUGCAAACACUGCGAGGAUCGAUCGGAGACGGUAGCCUCGUACUAGGCUUUGGCUCUCCCUACGCGUCAGUACCAGUGAAGCAGGAGAUUCAGAUACCUCAGGUGUCAUCGCUGACGUCGUCGCCAGAGUCGUCGCCGGGGCCGGCGCUGCUGGCCGCGCAGCCGCAGCCGCAGCAGCCUCCACCGCCUCCCGCGCACGACAAGUGGGAGGCGCACUCGCCGCACUCGGCGUCGCCCGACGCCUUCGCCUUCGACGCUCCCGCCACCAACGCCGCCACGCCCUCCAGUACCGCCGAGCCCACGAGCACGGAAACCCUGCGAGUCUCGCCCAUGAUCCGCGAAUUCGUCCAGACCAUUGACGACCGCGAGUGGCAGAACUCACUCUUCGGACUCUUGCAGAGCCAAACUUAUAACCAGUGCGAAGUUGAUCUCUUCGAGUUAAUGUGUAAAGUGCUGGACCAAAACUUGUUCUCUCAAGUGGACUGGGCGCGAAACACCGUGUUCUUUAAGUAUUUAAAGGUUGACGAUCAAAUGAAGCUGCUACAGAACUCGUGGUCGGACAUGCUGGUGCUAGACCACCUGCACCAGCGCAUGCACAACGGACUGCCUGACGAGACGACGCUGCACAACGGCCAGAAGUUCGACCUCAUCUGCCUGGGACUACUGGGCGUGCCCGCGUUGGCCGACCACUUCAACGAGCUCCAGAACAAACUGGCCGAACUCAAAUUCGACGUUCCAGACUACAUCUGUGUUAAAUUUCUACUUCUGCUUAAUCCCGACGUGAGGGGCAUCGUGAACGUCAAGUGCGUUCGGGACGGCUACCAGACGGUGCAAGCUGCGCUUCUAGACUACACGCUCACCUGCUAUCCAAAUAUACAGGACAAGUUCGGCAAGCUGGUGACCGUGGUGCCGGAGAUCCACGCGCUGGCGUCGCGCGGCGAGGAGCACCUCUACCAGCGGCACUGCGCGGGCCAGGCGCCCACGCAGACGCUGCUCAUGGAGAUGCUCCACGCGAAACGCAAGCCGAACGGAGGCGAUAUGGUUAACCGGAGUGCCGAGCACACGUCGACCCUAGACCGAUUGUGCGGUUUCCUGCCAAGCGACGCCAUUGACCCGCAUUCGCCCAUUUAGAAUCUUGAAGUUCCAGUGAAGGGUAAGGUUAAGACCGAAGAAGCGCCAAGCGCCCCGACACCACAUCAGAUGAAACGUUGUUCGACAAACUUUACUUAUUAACUUAGCUUUAGUUUGUAAUUUGGUGUGUGAUUAUAUAAGUUAUUGCGCUGAGCGCCGGCCGAGCGAGCGGUGCGGCGCGUGCCUAGUCCGAAUACAUAAAACAAAUAUUUAUCUACCUAAUAUCUACAUAACAUGAAUACAGAAAUAUUUAUUUAAUAGUAUGUCGUCUUAAUUCAAAUGUGAAUCAAAAUUAUGAUCAGCAAAUUGUACGAUUCAGAGAGACAAUAGUCAGACGAAUUCUUAAGCCAAGUCAAACAAUACAAAUAUUGUCCUUGCUACUUGCGUUUCCUUGGUUGUUUGUUUACAUUUAAUGUUUUUAACUUGAACUUAAGGUUUGGCCAGCUGCGGUCAUGAUCUAAUAUCGCUGGAGGCGUGCUGACCGGCAGCGGGUGUAGGUAUGUUUUACUACCGAAGUAGGCUAAAGUCAGCCACCUGAAGGCUCAUGAUCCUCAUGAACUCUGGUCGUACUAAUCCUUUAGACUUUAGAGCAUUGUAUUUCAUCAGAUUCCACGACCAACCGUACAUACAAUACAAGUAAACGCAACGCGUGAGUAGGUAACAAUAAUAAAGAGAUUUGUGUAACUUCUGGGUCAAAUACGAAACAAUUAUGGUGUAUCGUUGGCUUGGCUUCUUUAGCAUAUUCACUGAAAAUAAUUAUUUUAUAUUGUAAAUACAUGUCUUAACUAUAGAUUCUUUGGACUUUGUUGCUUAGUGAAGAGAAAUAUUACAUACAUAUUUUAGGAAAGCGUCUGUGAUUAUAAACGAAGAAAUUUGAUGAAAAACCGUUUUUAAUGUUAGUUGAAAAGUAUGUAUAAUAAUAGUUGUUAGUUUUAUUACGGUAACUAUAAUACGAGUAUGUUUGGUUUUGCGCGCUACUGCUAGCGCCGCCUUUUCUUAUCUAUUGUUCAAAAUUAUAAAUACACAAAUGAUAAUUAUUUUAGUAAUUUUGAGGCACUUAACAAAUAGUAAAGUGUGUGUUCUAUGGUGAUAUAUUGUAUAGGUCCCGCGGUCGGCACGACGCAGCGCAGCACGUCGGCGGGCCGCGCAGACAAGCCCGCGCGCGCGCGCGCGCGGCGGCUUAUAGGAUUCACUAUUGCAGAUUUUAUUGAGAGUUGGCAUGUAACAUUUUAAAAGUUUUAUUCUAACUAUAAGACCAAUUUGUGCAAAGUUAAAUUCGUGUUUAAAAUUAACCCUCAAAUAUUUAUAUUUGUUGUAUUAUAAUGUCAAAUUAUGUUUAUCGGCCAUACCAGUACAAAUUAUAAUCCUUGUUAAAACUAACUAGCACAUUUACAGUGAUUAAAUAUACUUAUACUAUUAUAAAUUAUGUAAAUUAACCUUCAUCGUACCUACUGAAAGAAGCCUUAAAAAUCAUAGAUUUUUAAAAGAUAAUAUGGGUACUAGUUUCUACUGGCCAACGGCCAAGGAAAAUGAUGUAUUUUUAUAAAAAAUAUUGUUCUUUAUUAACAUAUAAAAUAUGUUAAAAUGAAAGUACAUUAUUUCGUAUUUUUCUAUCAUAUAGUAGUGUACGUAAAGAAAUUAAAUGAUCAAUCUGUAAGUGAAAGUGGUUAUAUAUAAUAAUGUUAUCACUGUGUAUUAUGUAGGUACCUGCGCUGCAAUUUCUUUUGGGAUCUUUUAUUAUUGUAACAUAAGGUUAGUAGAGCGACGGCCGCCGCGCCUCCCCGCGGCAGGCGGGUCGCGGCGGCCGCCGCGGCGCGCCCCUCCGAGCGUCGCGUCUCUAGUUCGGAUGUUUAAAUUAAUCGAACAUGUGAUUGACGGUUUGUGUAAGUAAAUGUUAAUAUUAUAUACCUAUAUUAUAGUGUCAUUGCACCAAGUGCGACGGUACCGUAAGCCGCAUCAACGAGUAGUAGAUUAGUACAUGUUGGGUAAUGUUAUUUUCAUAUUUGACUUUGCGGCUCAUGUAUAAAAUUAUUGCACCGUGUUUUAUAUUUAAUACCGUCCAGUGAACACUGUAAAUUUAUUCUCAUGACAUAUUUUAGAGAUUUAUUUGAGUUUAGUAAUAGCGAAAUUUUAAGUAAUGAUCCAGUGGUAAUAAUCAGACCGAAAGGAACAUUUCGUGAAUCUAUUAAUUAGGUACAGUUUUUUCGCACACGUUUUAUUCACAAGCAUUGAAUACUUCUUCCGUCUUAAAAAAAACGUUCGUUAUCCAAGUCUUUAGUAGUAAGAAUCGGAUAUAGUAAAAACGAUAGCAUAAAUUACAAAACGAUAUCACAUAGAAUGGUUUAACGAACAAUUGGGGUUUAUAUUAUGUUUGUGACACAAUACGAAAAGUUCCUCUCGAUCUGUCGUACGACCUGGCCGCCCGAGACACGAGUGCGACACGCCACUAUCUUAUAAUUAGUGAUACUGGUCCGAGUCACCUUACUAAUAAUUUAGUUUGCAACAGAACAAUAGUUACCACCUAUUGUUGAUAUAUGUUAGACAUAUAUAAUACACAUAGCAACCCGACACAUACUGUAUGAAGGGUAGUACCUGCUUUAAAGUAACUGUAAAAAAAAGAGUUCCUUCUAAUGUUGUUGUGGUAAUUUAUUACAAAAACAUUACCUCCUGUCUGUAUCAUUGAACAACCGAAUAAUAUGUUAUUGUAUAUAGGUAUAUCGCAUAAAAUGUUUGUAAGUUACGUCGCGCGUUUGUUGAACGUCCAUCCCCACUUUUGUAACCACGUACGAUCAGUUUCAGUUAUCGUGUAGCUCUUCCGUUACUAACACACUGCUAGCGGUUACUCGUAUUUUGUAUAGAUGCUUUAUCAUUUUAUAUUGCGUAUUACCUUAUCUUUUUAUUUUUCUAAUUAUCACUUUAAUUAUCAUGUAAUUAUAUUCAGAGAUGUUUUGAUUAGUGAAGAGAUUCUUAUAUCCAGUUUUGGAUCAGCAACAAACAGGGGCUGAGUGGGUGUAAUGGUUAUAUUUAUGGCAUAGUGCAAUAGGCGUUGCGACUCUUGCGUAGCCAGAUUAAUGGGUUGCUCCUAGGCUGUGCAGAGCCUGUCCGGGUUGGGUACUCUACUCGGUAAGGACACUCGUCUGGCUCUAUGGUUCACUAGCUCUCCUACCUUCUUAAAUAAAAUAUCAAAAACCAUUUAUACCACAAUUUUUGAUUCCUUUGUUGUUUAUUUAAUUUUACCGAAUAUGUUACCAUUUAUACAGUAUUUAUUUGUACGUGAUUUUGCAGUUUAAUAUUUAACGUAACAGUAUUAAUGUUUUGUACCAGAUAUAUUCCGUAUACCGCGCUAAUACGGGGAAUCAAGUAUUGUUGUAUCGUGAGUGAUGACUGCCAUAUAGACUACAGGUCGAGAGAAAUCUAAUUACCAGCGCGUACCUAGUUGAUCUUACCUAUGUUAGAAUGAAUACGACAUGAUUUAAAUACAUACAUAUAAUAUAUCCAGGUACCUUCUAUUUUGAUUUUCGAAAUGAGUGAGACUAUUAGUUUAAUAUAAGUUAUGUUCCGGUGUAAAGUGAUAUGGCACAAGCAGCAGACGGGGUAGCGAGGAGCCACACACGCUUUUUACGGGGUCUAUAUGAGAAGUAUAACUUCUUUUAUAAUUGUAUUUUAAUUGUAUUGCCUUGUUUACUUAGGUCGAUCGGAAAAACGGCUAAAAACAAUCAUAAGGUACGGUAGUCGGGCGUCAAAUCCACGCGACAAUCUUGCGUUGGCUCCGAGACGCACGAGUUUUAGGUACAAACAUGUAUGUUUUUGUGAUAUUAUAAAUCGCGCGUAGGUUGUUACAUACUUUAAACGUGAAAUAGAAUCGAUGAAGGUCCAAGGUGAAGUGCAUGGUUACAGAGUGGCGUGCCAUUAGUUAGGUAAUUGUACAGGGUUCGCGACAGUGUUGGUCGGGAGACGCCCUUCCAUCCUCCACAAGUACAAUAUUUCUGUUUUCUCGAUGGAACUACUAAUUUAGACAAUAAACGGUUCAACAAUAAGGUGCCAGUGUUCAUAAGUUAAUUUUAGCUUCAGUUAGUCAGUUUAAUCGCUAUUUCACUUUUUGUUAUCUGCUUAUUUUUAUCGACAACAAUUUCAUUAUUGAGUAAGAGUUAUUCUAUACAUAUAAACAUUAAACCUACUAUUUACUUUUUAAAAUUAGGUUGUAAUAUAUAGAUUAAAGUUGUAUUUUAAUGUCUGUGUAAGGAAUAUCUAUAUUUAUAAAUUACAAUGUAAGUACAUAUUUGAAAAUGUGUACACACUUGGUGUGUUAUAAAUGUACAUUUGAGUUGAGCUGUAAGCGAUGAGUGGUCAGGCGGAGUCGCUUCGCUCAGAUUCGGCGACGACACGCGCGCGUGCGCGUCGCACACAUUCCAAAAUAACGCUAAUGGUAACGCUACAUGAGGCGAUCCAAUUUGUAAGUUAACCACUUUGUUGUUCAUUAACGAUAAGUUAGAUUUAAUCUCAGUCGAUGUGUUGUUUAACUUUAAUCUGUGUAUAGUAUUGUCUCGGUUAAGUUUUCGUGAGGACGUGAAUUUGAGCGAAUUGACAUGCCGUUGCCUGGAGGGUUCAUAUUAGCUAAUAAGUCUUUUAAGGACCUAAACAUUAAUUUCUGUUGCACCUAACUUUAUUUUGCGAGCCUGUAAGUUCUGAUUCAUGAAUAUUGUAAAUAUAGUUAGGUCAACGUAAACAGUUUUACUCGAGCUAUUAAAAGGUUAUUUUAUUGUUGAUUCUGAAUAAUGGGCUAAAGGAUACCAAUGCAAUUCGCAUUUGCUGUUAGUAUAUUAAAAAUUGUUGUAUUUGAUGCGAUACAGUAUACGGCUGUUCACGUGUCACUGUGGUCUGAGGGCGAGGAACGCACCUCGCAUGCAACUCGGCGGCCCAGCCGCUCGACGUAUCAUAAUAUACAUAAGUACACCUCUAAGUUACGCCAUACGGCUUGUUGUAAGGCUGACGCAUUCUGACUGAACGUACGCGAUGUGAUCGCUGUUUUUGUGGCUUCAAAACGGAAGGUAGCAUCACACUUUUGUCUAAGCAUCACUAUUGACUUGAUCCAAACAAGCUUUUAUUAAAUUAAUUAGCCACGGGCGCAGUAACAUUACUCUAUAUAGUCUAUAUAAUUUGUAAAUAGAAAUGAGCGCUAGUAAUGAUUUUACGCCAAUUAUUUAUCAUUAAAGAUGUCAAAUACUUGAUACGAUAUAUAUUUGUGGUGGGUUUACAGGAAGAAAAUUAAUACUAUUUCCUUGCUAUUCUUUAGGUACAACUUUAUAAUACUGUUAUUUAAAGUUUAUAUCUAUCGUGCCCCUGUAAGCUCUUCUUAACAACGCGAAUUAAUAAAUAUAUAAUAGAAAACAUACAAAUAGAGUCUAAUUUUAACAGUGGUUAUUUACCGUCUGCGGUCCUUAAGACGACUUGCCUAAUUAUAAUUUUGAAUUUAAAGUACGUUUUGAUGUCACUGCAAUACAGUUUCAGUUAGAGUGGUUUCGCCGGGAUAAAGUACUAUAGCCACGCUACACUGUGUCAUUACCUCACAUUACGUCUUUUAUACCAUUAUAAGGUAAAAUAGUUAAUGUUGUCACUAAAUCUUUAAACUUAUUUUAAUUGUAAAUUUUGUUUAGAGAUGUCUAAGUUUGUAAUUGUAAACACGAGCUAUUUUUAGUCGGCAACAUAGAUACAUGUAUAUAUAGCGGCGCGCCGUCGAUUGGGCUGUGUGUCGCUGUGUAUUUAUUUCCAUGGUGAUCAAGAAACAUUGUGAGACGCUCGCGCGCGCCGGCGGCGGGGGCCGCGCUCUCGCCGCCCGCGCAGCCCGUUAUUGUAGAAAUAAAUGAUAUUUUCGUUUACA
Cydia splendana is the source of this 8332-nucleotide messenger RNA. It is a transcript of the gene ftz-f1, whose product is annotated as nuclear hormone receptor FTZ-F1. The coding region runs from base 721 to 2454 and encodes 577 amino acids. Gene Ontology annotation, molecular function: nuclear receptor activity; zinc ion binding; RNA polymerase II cis-regulatory region sequence-specific DNA binding. Lineage: Eukaryota; Metazoa; Arthropoda; Insecta; Lepidoptera; Tortricidae. The transcript has 8 exons. The record is from RefSeq and is a predicted model, not a curated record. Gene Ontology annotation, biological process: regulation of transcription by RNA polymerase II; tissue development; hormone-mediated signaling pathway. Gene Ontology annotation, cellular component: RNA polymerase II transcription regulator complex.